GGGAAACACUUAUGUUAAUAAAACUUCUGAAGGAACGUUGUAUUCGUCAAGACUAGACAUUCCUAUACCUUCAAUCUGUGAAUUAGACUUGAAGAAACUUGAUUUGGAGGAGAAUAAACAUUCUGUUCCUUCCAUAUACUGUGAGAAUUUGGACGGCCAUGCUGUUAAUGCACAGUGCACUGCUUUUGGCUUGGGAGUUGGAGAAGUUGAAAAUGUUCGAAUGGAUAUGCUUGAUAUACAUAUAAGCCAGCCUGUUAUGAAAAUUUUGAGAUGGUCGUUUAGUGAUGUUAUUCAUGCUUGUGCACGAUUAAGAAAUGGUGGCUUGGCAGAACAGUUGAUCCUACAGAUUCUAUUGGAAGAUGAUGACAUUGAGGAAGCAUUGAAUCUUUUGGAUCAAGCCAGUUCAGAACGCAAUGAACUUGAUACCUUGCUAUUUAAUACCAUUCUUGAAAAAGCCUGUGAAAAGGAAGUGAUUGAGGUAGUUGAAUUUGUCGUUGAGUGGAUGCACCAAGAAAAAGUCCAGCCGGAUCCAGCGACCUGCCAUUUUGUUUUCUCUGCAUAUGCCAACAGUGGUUUUCACAGCACGGCCAUGGAAGCGCUGCAGGUUUUGAGUAUGCGCAUGAUAUGUGAAGAAGAUGGCAGCUUUCCAGAAAAGGCAGAAUUUGAGGAUGACUUCAUCUUUGCUGAAGACACGGAAGCUGAAUCACGAAUAGUACAACUUUUUAAAGAUUCUGAAGAGAAGCUUGCUGUUGCCCUUUUGAAUCUAAGAUGGUGCGCCGUGCUUGGCUUCCCAAUUUCAUGGUCACCUAAUCAAAGCCCAUGGGCCAGAAGACUGUCAUCUAACUACACUGCCAGGAAAGGAGCCACCUAAUCAUGAUUUAUAUAUAGGUGGCAUUAGGACUCCAGUGAGUUUCCCUUUAUUAUUAUUAUUUUUUGUUGUGGUCGAACGAAGUGUAAGGCCUCCUCAGGGAGGAAGGGGAGAGGGUGAGAGGCACAGAUGAGGUCUUGAUGAGGGUGUUAAAUACCUAGUGCAACUAACUAAUGUUGAAUAAAAAAACAAGACCGCAGAUAUAUUAGAUUUGUAUUAGGCUAGGCUAUAUUUGAGAAAAUUAGGGGAUGCCCUUUUAUCUUUUUUGUUUCAUUACGUUACUUUGCAAGUUACUGCUUGUAUAUUUAAAAGGGGAAAUCGUGCUGCAGCUCUCUAAACUGUGCCUAGGAGGAGGCAUGUUUUGUUGUUAAUUUAACAAAAAAAAAAGAUAAAA
Molecule: messenger RNA, 1262 nt
Organism: Prunus mume (Japanese apricot)
Lineage: Eukaryota; Viridiplantae; Streptophyta; Magnoliopsida; Rosales; Rosaceae
Source: RefSeq, a predicted model, not a curated record